AUGCUUGCAACGCAAAUGAUUUCAUGUGUAGAAUACGUUCAUAAACAUAAAUACAUUCAUCGCGAUAUUAAACCAGACAAUUUUGCAAUGGGUGUUGGCGAAAACUCUAAUAAAGUCUAUAUCAUUGAUUUUGGACUUUCAAAAAAGUUCGUUGACUCAAAUAAUCGUCAUAUUCGUAAUUGUUCCGGAAAAUCAUUAACUGGUACUGCCAGAUAUGCUUCGAUCAACGCUCUUGAAGGAAAAGAGCAAUCAAGAAGAGAUGACAUGGAAUCUUUAUUUUAUGUCUGGAUUUACCUUCUCCGAGGAAAACUUCCAUGGAUGGGUUUGCCUGCAAAGGGGAAUAAGAAGUAUGAAGCCAUUUUGAUGAAGAAGAAAUCGACAGAACCAGAAGAUUUAUGUUCAGGUCUAAAUAGCUUCUUCAUCAACUAUUACACAUCUGUCCGCUCAUUAAAGUUUGAAGAAGAGCCAAACUACGCGAUGUACAGAAAAAUGAUCUAUGAUGCGAUGAUUUCUGACGAAAUUCCAUUUGAUUAUUGCUAUGAUUGGGUAAAACCAAAUUCAGUCCAACAAAGAAAUGAUAUACAUAAUGCAAUAUCAAAUACAAGGAGGGAUGACGUUCUAAAUCAUAUAAAUUUGAAAAUUUCUCAGCAUCAAAAGGAUCUUUUAAGAAAUGAAAAGGACAAACCUUCUAUUCCAUCAAAGGAUGCAACAAAGAACAGCAAUUCAAUCCCUUCCAAGGAUGUUUUACUUUCAUCUUCUAAUUACACUUCUUCUCAUGAAAAUUCACAGAUAAAAACCACACAAUUUAAGAAGAGACAAAUAAUUCCUCUUCAUCUCGCCAAAAUAUCCGAAAUCAGAACAAAUUCAAACUUAAAUACUUCAAGAACAGUUUCGAAGUAUUCAACUGCAGUCAAAAAGGAAGUGAAGCCUGCAAACAAGCCGAAACAGACGCAGACAAAGGUAAAACAUGAUUCCGAUCAUUCUUCAACAAAAAGAUUUUCGACAAUUAAAACAAACAGAAGACAAAAUGACGGAAUUCAUCAAGUGAAGGAUAGAACAGCUUUAUUCAAUGCUACAACCAACAAAUAUCCUGUAUCUUACCGUACUGGAAUGCUUCCGAAAUGGAUGAUGGCCCAUCUCACAUCCACGCGUUAG
This is a messenger RNA of Trichomonas vaginalis G3, 1155 nucleotides long. Its product is annotated as protein kinase protein. Lineage: Eukaryota; Parabasalia; Trichomonadida; Trichomonadidae. The transcript has a single exon. The record is from RefSeq and is a predicted model, not a curated record. Gene Ontology annotation, biological process: peptidyl-serine phosphorylation; signal transduction; endocytosis. Bases 1 to 1155 code for a protein of 384 amino acids. Gene Ontology annotation, cellular component: nucleus; cytoplasm. Gene Ontology annotation, molecular function: protein serine/threonine kinase activity; ATP binding.